UCACGUGAUUGUUGGUUAUUAGUCGUCACUUCCUUAACAACAACUUCUUCCUCCAUAUCCAUCUCGUGGUGCCUUUUGUUCACGUACCUUUCGUCUCUACUUCCAAGUCCAGAUGAAGUAGAAACUCUGAUCGCCCGCUAAUACCUCACUAAUCGCAGGAAUCAUGCAGCAAUCAUCCCGUCUCCUCAGCUUUCCCCUGGCGAAGUAUUCCAGGGCAGAUGACGUCCCCAGAGAUGUGGAACGAUUCAACUGGAGCCAUAUACAACACAAUCUAACAGCGGCCAUUGACGUAUAUGGCGGAGCUAACAAUUUCGACGGCCAGUCGGCCCAAAUGCUCAGAGUGUAUCAUGGGGCACAGAUCUUAGAAGCAGUUCCCAUCCAGGAGAUGAUAUGUCAGGCUGAAGAGGUUAUCAAGACCAUGCUGCAACUCAGAGUCCAGGUAAAAAAUGAACAAUUGCCGAUUUCAGCAUUAACACGCCGUCCCCUCUUCGCUCUUCGUUACAAUCUGCCCGAUGAGAAGGUCCGUCGGAUGCAGCUAAAGUUCAUCUCCGAUGAUGAUUUCGACAAGUUCUACAACCAUCUCAGCAACUUGGGGCUUCGGAUGUCAACCAGCGGAGGGAGACCGUCUACCGCGAGUGUCCAAUCUACUGGCCAGUCCACACGAUAUUCUGGCGCGACUUGCCCGCCAACAAGGCUGGCUGAGAUAAGCAAUCGUCCCAGCACCGCUCUUGCAACUGCCUAUGUCAGUCCAACUGUACCGAAGGUGUCGUCUCCAACUGCCAGCCGGCCGACCUCUGGUUCUACCUCUGGUGGGAUAAUUCCCCAACGUUAUCCAGUCACUUCAGGCUCGUAUCUCGCAAAUCCGCUUGAGCCACCUGAAUAUUUCCCACGUCCAGACUCAUCUUCGUCUAGUUUAGGUCGGCCUUGCAGUAGCGCGUCAAGAGAUCCUGCACCUGUUUUCCAAACCGUCGAGGAGCAUUCAACCUUCCCCACUGUUCCCUCGAGCGCCACAAUGUUGUCAACGCACCGCAAGGUAACCGAAUCCGCUCUUCCCCCACGGCGAGAAUUGCCUUUUGCCAGGUCAUCUCCUCCGAAGUCCUCUGGAAGUGACACGGCUCGGCCAUUGAGUCGUCCCUCGAGCGGUAACAUGGGCCCUCCACCAUUGCCGGCACCCUCUCAACUUCCCGGUCGCACCCCCAGCUUCGGUCAACGCCAUGGAAGAGAGGCGACUACUUCGCCUGCACCACAUCAUGCUCCGGUUGCGGUUACAUCCAAGUUCACUAGACCCAGAUCAGCGUCCAGUGGAUUCUCUACCAGCCCCAGCGCCUUGAAUCUGCCACCCCUUCCUCAGCCUACUUUUGUGGGCAGCACCGUGGGGAAGCUCCAUCGCAACAACUCCUCGCCGGUUUCGUACGAUAUGACAACUGAUCCGCAGAACACCGAUUGUAGGGGAACCACAAGUUCCACAGCCCAGAACGCAUUUCCCCCGUCGCCGUGUUUUCCGCCUACUCCAGGCUCAGGCCCUGGAUCAGAUUCACCGUACCAAGACCGCGCCAUAGCCCAGAUUUUUCAAGCUUUCCACGCCCGUACUGGGGACGCCCUGGCAUCGUAUGCGGCGAAGUCUGACGAUGACCGGCGAGCGAUUCUCAAUGAUUUCAUGAUGAAGUGCAUCGACGACGACAGUUUCUUGACUCUUGUUGAAGACGUCUCUACGUGCUGGGCUAGGAUCGGACUCGGCUUGGGGUGA
Westerdykella ornata is the source of this 1747-nucleotide messenger RNA. RefSeq lists its product as uncharacterized. The transcript has 4 exons. Bases 164 to 1747 code for a protein of 527 amino acids. Lineage: Eukaryota; Fungi; Ascomycota; Dothideomycetes; Pleosporales; Sporormiaceae. Gene Ontology annotation, biological process: reciprocal meiotic recombination. The record is from RefSeq and is a predicted model, not a curated record.